This is a messenger RNA of Exophiala dermatitidis NIH/UT8656, 555 nucleotides long. RefSeq lists its product as uncharacterized. Gene Ontology annotation, molecular function: carbohydrate:proton symporter activity. The record is from RefSeq and is a predicted model, not a curated record. Gene Ontology annotation, biological process: transmembrane transport; carbohydrate transport. NCBI's taxonomy places the organism in Eukaryota, Fungi, Ascomycota, Eurotiomycetes, Chaetothyriales, Herpotrichiellaceae. Gene Ontology annotation, cellular component: membrane. Bases 1 to 555 code for a protein of 184 amino acids. The transcript has 3 exons.
AUGAAUUUUGUCAACGCAAUGCUCCUGGACAAGGUCGGACGCAUUCCAAUCAUGGUAGUGGGACAGAUUGGCUGUUCAAUCUCCGUGGCUGGCUUUACCGCCUGUCUGGCCCGGUAUGGCGGCACCGACAACAAACUGGGGAACGGAUUCGGGGUAUUCUUCUUAUACCUGUUCGUCACUUUCUUCGGCGGCAGCAUGGACGCCAGUUCGUACGUAUAUUCGUCCGAGAUCUUCCCUACCUCGGUCCGUGCCCAAGGAGCCGGAUUCAGCGUUUCGGGCUUGUUCUGCUUCAGUCUGAUUUACACAAUGUGUGCCCCGGUUGCGUUCAACAAUAUCGGCUGGAAAUACUACUUGAUCUUCAUCAUCGUCCCGCUUUGCGGUGCGACCCUGAUGGGCCUGUUUUAUCCGGAGACCAAGGGGUUAGCGCUGGAAGAAAUCGCUGCAAAGUUCGGCGACGAUGUCGCGGUCGAUCUGACGCAUCUUUCUGCCGAGGAGAGAGCUAGACUCGACAAGAGCCUUGUUAAUGAGGAGGUGGUUGAGAUUGAAAAGGCAUGA